Molecule: messenger RNA, 5317 nt
Organism: Cavia porcellus (domestic guinea pig)
Lineage: Eukaryota; Metazoa; Chordata; Mammalia; Rodentia; Caviidae
Gene: Trim47
Product: tripartite motif containing 47
Exons: 6
Coding region: 405-2333 (642 amino acids)
Molecular function (GO): zinc ion binding
Source: RefSeq, a predicted model, not a curated record
UUAUUUCCUCUGAGUAAGCGGCUCAGGAACUUUGCUAACUGUGCCAGUGAGGGGUCUGGAGUGCAAGGUGCCGCCUGUAGUGACACAGUCGCCCGCCAGCCCUCCGGAGCCCAGGCCAUGCCAGGAGUGGGGGUUGGAGGGUGAACUCCCUCCCAGCCUCCCGCCUGGGCGCCCCUGGCUUUCUUGCCCUGGCCUCCUUCUUUGCACACUGGCAGCGCGGACUGAGGCACCCAGGAUCCCCUCGGAGUUGCGCAGGGCUGCUACGCUGGGGGCGGGCCGCGCCGAGGCCGGAGGCGGAGGGGGUCGGACCCUUGGCUUCAGCCCCAGGGGGCGGUGCAGGGCGCGAGCGGUCUGGGUCCCUCCCAGGCGCACGCAGAACAGGCGACGCCCGGGGCCGCGGAGUCAUGGACGGCAGCGGGCCCUUCGGCUGCCCCAUCUGCCUGGAGCCGCUCCGGGAGCCGGUGACGCUGCCCUGCGGCCACAACUUCUGCCUCGCCUGCCUGGGCGCGCUCUGGCCGCACCGCAGCGCGGGAGGCGCGGGUGGCUCCGGAGGGGCAGCCCGCUGCCCGCUGUGCCAGGAGCCCUUCCCCGACGGCCUGCAGCUCCGCAAGAACCACACGCUGUCCGAGUUGCUGCAGCUCCGCCACGGAUCCGGACCCGGGCCUAUGCCCACCCCGGCUCCCACCCCGGCCCGGUGCCCAACGCCGGAGCCCUCGGCGCCCAGCGCGCCGCCCAGCGCCACGGAGCCGUCGGCCCCCAGCGCGCCCCCGUCCUGGGCGCCAGCAGAGGAGCCCGUGCACUGCGACGCGUGCCCGGAGGGCGCGGCCCUGCCCGCCGCGCUCUCCUGCCUCACCUGCCUCGCGUCCUUCUGCCCCGCGCACCUGGGCCCGCAUGAGCGCAGUCCCGCGCUGCGCGGGCACCGCCUGGUGCCGCCGCUGCGCAGGCUGGAGGAGAGCCUGUGCCCGCGUCACCUGCGGCCUCUGGAGCGCUACUGUCGCGCCGAACGCUUGUGCCUGUGUGAGGCCUGCGCUGCCCAGGAACACCGCGGCCACGAGCUCGUGUCGCUGGAGCAGGAGCGCGCGCUUCAGGAGGCUGAACAGCCCAAAGUCCUGAGCGCUGUGGAGGACCGCAUGGAUGAGCUGGCUGCUGGCAUCGCACAGUCCCGACGCACGGUGGCCCUCAUCAAGAGUGCAGCUGUGGCAGAGAGGGAGCGAGUAAGCCAGCUGUUUGCUGAGGCUGUGGCCACCCUGCAGAGCUUCCAGAAGGAGGUGCUGGGCUUCAUUGAGGAGGGUGAGGUCCUCAUGCUGGGUCGCUCCCAGGGAGACCUUCGGCGACAAGAGGAACAGCGCAGCCGCUUGAGCAGGGCCCGCCAGAGCCUCAGUCAGGUCCCUGAGGCGGACUCCGUCAGCUUCCUGCAGGAGUUUCUGGCACUACGGCUGGCCCUGGAGGAGGGGUGCGGCCCUGGGCCCAGCCCCCCAAGGGAGCUCAGCUUCACCAAGUCAUCCCAAGCUGUCCGGGCAGUGAGAGACGUGCUGGCCUCAGCCUGUGCCAGCCAGUGGGAGCAGCUGCGGGAACAGGGUGGUGACCAGGAUGGACUGCAAAAGCUGGGCUCAGAAGCUGAUGCCGAGUCUCAGGACCCCGAUAGCACCAACCUCCUGCAGAGUGACGCACCCAGGGACUAUUUCCUCAAGUUUGCCUAUAUCGUGGACUUGGACAGUGAUACAGCAGACAAGUUCUUGCAGCUGUUUGGAACCAAAGGUGUCAAAAGGGUACUGUGUCCCAUCAACUACCCCGAGUCACCUACCCGCUUCACCCAUUGCGAGCAGGUGCUGGGUGAAGGCGCCAUGGACAGAGGCACCUAUUACUGGGAGGUAGAGAUCAUCGAGGGCUGGGUCAGCAUGGGGGUCAUGGCCGAAGGCUUCUCCCCACAAGAGCCCUAUGACCGGGGCCGGCUGGGUCGCAACGCGCAUUCCUGCUGCCUGCAGUGGAAUGGACGCAACUUCUCUGUCUGGUUCCACGGGCUGGAAGCGGCCCUGCCCCACAACUUCUCGCCCACAGUUGGGAUCUGCCUGGAGUACGCCGACCGUGCCCUGGCCUUCUAUACUGUGCACGAUGGCAAGAUGAGCCUCCUGCGGCGGCUGAAGGCAUCUCGGCCACGCCGGAGCGGCGCCUUGGCCUCCCCCACUGACCCCUUCCAGAGCCGCCUGGACAGCCACUUUGCAGGGCUGUUCACCCACAGGCUCAAGCCUGCCUUCUUCCUGGAGAGUGUGGAUGCCCAUGUACAGAUUGGACCUCUCAAGAAGUCCUGUAUAACUGUGCUGAAGAGGAGGUGAUGCAGGCCGGCCACCUCCUGCAGCCACCCUGGUGUGCGUAGGCUUGCGUCUGGGUUCCAUCUUGUCCCCAAGGAAGGCAUCAGCCUUAGAGUCCACACAAAAGGCCUCCACCUGGCUCUCAGGGAGGAGGCCCCCCCACCAAACCUUGUUUUGGGGAGAGUGAAUUUAAGCUGGGACAGAUCCAACCCUCUCCUUUUCUAGGUUUCUAGAACAAUGCCUGGCACACAAUAGGUGCGCAAUAAACAUUUGUUGAGUGAAGGAUCCCUUUUUCACCCCUUUCCCUAGCCACCAAGAAUUCAGACUCCUUAACUUUCUUUUUUCCUUUUUUUCUGAACUCAAGGCCUUUGCACUGAGCUACAUUUUUAGUGCUUUUAUUUUGGGACAAGGUCUUGCUAAGUUGCUCGGGUUGGGUUUGAAUUUGAGAGCUCAGCCCCCCAGAGCACUGGGAUUGUAGACAUGGGCCACGUUGCCCAGCUUCUCAGCUUUGCAGGGCUGGCAGGUGGGAAAAGUCUCUCACCUAGGAGAAGGGGACUGAAACAGGGUGCCUCAAGGGACUUCCGCUCCCUGAUUCUCGGCAGGGUAGACAGAAGUGGGUUCUCCCAUAGGGUCCAGCCACAGGGCCCUGGUGUUGUCCUGGUUGCCCCAGUGUUUGCUUUGAAUGGCCUGGCUCCCGCUGCUGUUUUCAUGCCUGAGCCCACAGCCAGUUCUGGGCCCGCCUUUUGCUGGCUGUGCCCAGAAUUAAACAUAGACUUCAAGCCCCAAGAGCAGGGCAGGACCCCUGGGUGUGGCCAAGGAAGCUGGAGACCUGGGCUUCCUUCGCAUACGCCAUCUCAGCCUAUGGAGAGACACAGCCAAGACCAUCCCAGGGUGUGGCUGGAGCCCAGCACAGUGUCCUCAGUCCGCCAGCUGUGUGCCUCCACAGUGCUGGUUCUCCAGCUGGGCUCCCGGGACCCUGUGCUGCAGGAGAGCCUCUGGCUGGCUUUCAAGAGUUGCCCUCUCAGCCUGGGUUACAAAUGAACUCAAGACCAGGCUGAACUGCGGAGCAAGACCCUGUCUCAAAGAGAGAAAAAAAGUUGCCCUUUGCUGCCCCCAAUUCUCCUGCCCAGCCUGCAUUGCCCCUGAGUCCAGCCGAGCUGCCUGCUUGGGUUCUCCAUGGUCCAGAUGUACCCUGAGUAGAUCCAGAGGGCAAGCAGCAGAGAGGCUUCCUAGCCGCCAGCCAAGGUCAGAGGGGACAAUGGGUGAGUUAUGCAGCCAGACAGCAAGGCCAUACAAGUCCUGCCCCAGCCGCCUCCCUCAGCAGCUAAAAAUAUCCCCUCCCGCAGAGCAGGCCUGGGCCCUAGCAGCCAGGAUGUUGUUUUUCCAGGUGGGGCCUCCCUGAUCCUGGGGCUUUGUGUUCUGAACCCGUUCCUGUGGCAGCCACAGGUCCCAAGGUUCAGGUCACUCUCCAAGGCAGUAAGUGGGAAGCUGCUCCACCAGCGGGGGCCAAGAGGGCUUCCUAGACCCCUUCCCCACCAGCUGCCACCUCCCACCAUCCAGCCCAGCCCUAGGCCACCCGCCCUGUCCCAUCUCCCCCACCUUGGCACCCCACAUGCUGCCCUUUUGGAGCCCUCUGCUCCCUGACCUGAAGGAAGUUCUGACAUGUCAGGACACAGGAGCUUGACAGCCAAGGGCCUGCCUAGCUGAUCACAUUAAUGGCCACAGCCUCACAGGGUGCCACUUACAGAGUGACUUCUAGCUCAAGACUGUCUGGCAUGGGACUGUGAAAACCAGUGUCUCUGUUUGUUUGUUUGUUUUGAUACAGGGUCUCCCCAGUCCAGGCUGGUCUCGAAUUCAGCAGUCCUCCUGCCUCAGCCUCCCAAGUGUUGAAAUUUAGGCAUACGCCACCAUACGUGGUUCCUUCAACAUUUUCAUCAGAGAAUAUGUUGUGUUUCUUUCAAGAUUGCUUGAAAAAGAAAGAUGGUUUAAAAAAAAAAUGUUAGAGAACCAUAGAUCUAGUUGGGAUGUUGCCAUUAAUAGGUAGAAAAGCUUAGGCCAAGAGGUGGGAAGGAGCCCACUGAGCUGCCCAACCCAAGAUGCCAUGGCAGAGGUGUGCUCUGCACUUGGAGACGUCUAAACACACAUGUGCUCACAGCCCUGCUUCCCAGCCUCCCAACCUGUGUGAGACCUGUUCUCAGCCAGCCUCAGUUCCCACGCUGCAAGCCUGGCAGGGCUGCCCGAGGGUCUGCGGACUCAGACACUCCCACUGCCAGAGCCCCCAGCAGUCCCAGACAACUGCAGCUGAGGGGUGGAGGCUGGGGUUAUGGUGCUGCAAGCUGAAUACAGUUCCUUGGGGCCAGGCUCGGAGCCAGCCUCCACUUGAGCUCUGUGUCUGUGGGAAAACAAGCUGCAGAGCUCUCAACAACUGGCUGAGAAAUGGCCUCAGCACUGUUCCCCUGUAGGCAGCCACAGAGGUCCUGCAGCCUUCACUGCCCAGGGCCUCCCCAAGCUCUAGGAGGCAAGAGGCCCAUUGUCCUCUCCUGGCCCUCCUCUGUGCCUUCCCAAGUCCCAAGGAACACUCCUCUCCUCCCAGGCAGAGAGGGUGAGGCUGACCUGAGGCUGGACCAAGAUCAUUUGAAGUUGUCUCUAUUGGGCUCAAGCUUGUUUUUUGUCCCAGGCAAGGAAAGAGCAUCGCACUGCAAGGUCAGUGUCCCGUUCAGCCCCACACCCAGCACGUACUGCCCGUAUUCAUGGUCUGGAACACAAGACUGGGCCCUUUCUGAGCCAGGCAGCAGGGCUGGGGCCAUGCUGGGGGUACAGUGCUUGUCAAGCCUGUAAGAAGUUCAGUGUCUUUACCAAAAGUCCUUUAGAAAAGGGACAACAGACGGAGCUCAUGCCACCGACACAGGCUCAGCAGUAGACAGAGCUAGGCCAGGAGCAGGCAGGCAAUAGUCUUUGGCAAUUUGUGUACCUUAAAUAACAUUAAAAAUCUGAAUUUUACUUCAUAA